This is a messenger RNA of Belonocnema kinseyi, 2275 nucleotides long. Its product is annotated as nucleolar protein 11. The transcript is spliced from 4 exons. NCBI's taxonomy places the organism in Eukaryota, Metazoa, Arthropoda, Insecta, Hymenoptera, Cynipidae. The coding region runs from base 202 to 1950 and encodes 582 amino acids. The record is from RefSeq and is a predicted model, not a curated record. Gene Ontology annotation, biological process: maturation of SSU-rRNA. Gene Ontology annotation, molecular function: RNA binding. Gene Ontology annotation, cellular component: nucleus; nucleolus.
UCGACUGUCUCUGUAAAGUGUAAACUAUCGGUAAAGUGGAAGAAUAGAACAUGUGGUGUGAUGCUGGACAAUGAUUUUUAAACAUUAAAAAUCAUUUAAAUAAUAACUGUGCACAAUGGCGAAACUUUGUUCAUAUUACACCUUGUCUCCCUUAAUUGAUCAACAGAAUUUACUCGGUGUAGAAAAAGACUCGAGUCCAGGAUGUGCUGUAAUUACUCUCGGGAGAAAUAUCAUUAUGAGAUACAAGUUCAUUUACAGUUACAAGAUGUGAAACAAGUGAGCAGUUGGUCUACUAAAGAAAAGCUCACCAGCCAAGUGAUUUACGAUGAAACCAAAAAAAUAUAUGCGGCAGUAUUUAAUGAAAAAUAUAUUAGAGUUUGGUCGGAAGAAGAAACGGAACUUGACAAAGUAAAAAAAUGCAAAUUUUCCCAUCCACUUCACAGCAUUCUCACUCUCGACGGAUUUCCGCCUGUAGUAUUACUGCAAAACGGUAAUACUGCUUCGUUGAAGUGGGCCCUCAGUAAUAGACAAAAUUGGUCUUGCGAAGAGAUCUUAAAACCAAAAGAAAUUUUCCUAAAAUGUCAAAUGGUAAGCGUUAAUCACGAAACUUAUCUCUGCACACUCACGCAAAUAGAUAAUGCAUAUAACUACAUUUUAAUCCCACUUGAAGACGAAACAUACUUAAGGAAAGUUAAUCAACUAAAGCGAGUAGAAAUUAAACGGGAUUCUCAAACAUUAGUCGGGCAUGUAAUUAUGCAAGACAAAAACGACGCCUACCUGUUAACACUGUGGUCUGAUGGUAAAUUGUAUAGUUACUCUUUAAUCAGUUCAUCAUUGGAAAGUAGUCCUGGUGAACCAGUUAGCGUAAUCACAGCUGUAAAUACAAAAUAUCCCGUUGUAAUGAUAGCACUGAACGAAACGACUAUGGCCAUGUACGGUGCUGAUUCUCUGGAAGAAGGUGCCGUCCUAAUCAUUUACAACGUACAAUUCAAAUUAGUACAAGCUGUACAGAAACUGAAACUGUACACAAAUGACGCGAAAUUGUGGCGAGUAGAAGACAAAUUAUUAUUGGCUGCUAACCGAGAAUUGGCAGUUGCUCCAUUCCGUUUAGCACCGCAGAGAUUAGAGCCGAUGAUUGGUUCGUCUUUGAACUAUAAAAAUAUUAAGUCAGAUAUGAAAAGUGAUGUCACAGUGAUUCAAAAUAACGAUGCAAUUAUAACUCAAUGGCAGAAAAAGUCGCAGAGCUCUUUUAAUUUAUCUGAAGACGAUUUAGCAAAAUCAAUCAAUAAACAAAUUAAUAAUUUAAUUAAAGAGGGCAUGAGUAAUGCUUCGAUACCACAGAUAAUAAUACCACAGUUGAUUGAAUCUAGCGAUAUUCCGUCAAUAGUAUGGUGUCUGGAUAAUUUUCAAGAUUUACCAGAAAAACUUCUGGUUGACUUGUUGUCAUUCUAUUUGCUGAACUCGGACAAGUCGAAAAAGCCUUUAGAAAACGGAGAUGCCGCUAAGAAGCGGCGGAAAACUGUUGAAAUUCAAAACAACUUGUUAGAUAAGAUCCUCAGUGUCAGUUAUACUGAUAUUUAUUUAUUGUCAUACCUGAAAACGAAUUUGAGCUUUGAUGAAAUAUUAAGACUUUUUCACUAUCUCGUGGAAAAGCUAGAAAUUGAAGAAAAUUCGGGAGAUGUGUCGCUAAAAUCGGACUAUCUCCAACUUUAUCAAUGGACUAGUAUGUUACUGGAUUCUCAUUAUCAAGAAUAUCUCUUGGCUCAAGAUCCUAAAGUAUUGGAACAGUUGGAAAAACUCGGCGCCGUUUUAGAACAUCACUUUCAGUUACUGAAGGAUCUGGAGAAUUUUAGGCCGAUGCUGGUCAGAUUAAUCAACGGCAAACCCUUGAAACCUGCAACUCAAGAUUUCAACAAGUUUUACUCAAUAGAAGAAGUGAAGUUGUAUUAGAUUAAGUAACGAAAUCUUAAAAGGAACUUCCGAAAACCGACUCAAAUAUUUUUAAAUAAAUAAGACUGCUCUUAUCAUCAUCUCUUUUCUACUUCACGAGGUUACUUGCAAAAUGAUCUUUUAUUGUUUACAAAUUUGCAACUGACAUCUCCAGAUUCCCUCAAGUAUUGUACUAAAAAAUUCAAUUUUUUAAAUAAAAAGUUUAUUAAACCUAAGUCUGAUAAAAAUAUGAUUAGCCUAUUUAUUAACGCAAUCAGAAAUAUAUUAGUUGCACAUAUUUUAUACAAACUGCAGAAUAUAAGAGAAGAAUGCAGAAAAAAAAUGC